Strongylocentrotus purpuratus (purple sea urchin) is the source of this 6368-nucleotide messenger RNA. RefSeq lists its product as uncharacterized. The transcript is spliced from 3 exons. The coding region runs from base 466 to 5796 and encodes 1776 amino acids. Gene Ontology annotation, biological process: DNA integration. The record is from RefSeq and is a predicted model, not a curated record. Gene Ontology annotation, molecular function: nucleic acid binding. Lineage: Eukaryota; Metazoa; Echinodermata; Echinoidea; Camarodonta; Strongylocentrotidae.
UCAUGAAAUGACAUGUUUUAUCUACAUGAUUUGUUUUAACUGUAAUUUAUGAUUGUUUUUGUUUAAGCGACUGGUCAAGAAACUACGUAACAUGGUAUCUUAGCAACAUUAAUUGAAGAAUUGCGCACUUGCAUUAUACACAGCAGUUUGCUAAUCGUCCGAGUUUGUUCGUAGCAGUUAUUUGCACCAGUAUGACUUCCAGACUUCAUUAUAACUCCUAAAGUUUCACCCUAUACUUGAAGGGUAACCAACACAGUUGUUGAAUAGUUUAUUAUUCACUACGUUUGUACACCACAAGAGAUUAAAGAAGGCAUCAAGAAUCAAGUUACACGCCCGAGUUAUUUUCUUUAUUGCAACAACGUGUCAAGUACAGGAAGUCUAUAUUGAGUCCAUCACAAUCUUCAACAACUCGUGUAAGUUUCUGGAACUUUCUUCAAAUCAAUCGCAUUGGCUGUCAUCGGCAUCAUGACUGACACCAAUAAGCUGAAGCUCUCAAGGAGAAACACAAAGGGUAAAUUGACUCGAACCCUUUUGAUGAUCCACAGUCUUCUUGACAAUGAUACCGAUGAUUUGGAAACAUUAAAGGGAUAUGUUACCAGAGCUGAAGAACAGUUUCAUCGUGUGGAGGAGAGGCAUGCUGAGUUAAUCGACUCCAUUGAGGCUGAAUCGCAAUUCGACGAGGAGGAGAAGUGGAUGACCGAAUGUGAAAAGGAAUUUGUUCAAGUUCUCAUCCAAGCAAGGCGUUUGAUUAAUCGUCCCUCCCUGCACUCCUCAAGCAACACGGAUUCAACAUCAACUCCUUCAACACACACUGCAUCGCCAGGUCCUUCAGAGCCUGUGAGCCCAGGAACCUCGGUGCCAAUGUCUAGUCAAGCGCCACCCACACCAUCUCGUGCUCUAAGGCAGUCAACAUCAGCACCUUCCCCAAAGAUGGCACCGAUGAAAUUUCCCACCUUUAGUGGGGAUUUGAAGGACUACAAUCGGUUCAAGCAGCUAUUUCUCCACUGUGCAGGAGGUUUGACUGAGAUUGAAUGUUUCUAUCAGCUCACCGAGGCAAUGGUCAACAGCAGAGAACGCAGCAUGAUUAAAGGAUGCAUUAGCGUUGAGCGUGCAUGGGAAGUGUUAGAUGAAUACUAUGGAGAUCAAGACAAGGUGGUAGACAGUCUACUGAAGGAGCUCGACGACUUGAAGCCUUACGAAUACAAGGGAAAGGUCAAUCUGCCUGCCAUGAGACGGUUCGUCCAGACCCUACAAACGUUUGAGACACAGGCAGAGACUGUGGGUCUUGCAGGGGAACUGAACAGCAGAAUAAUGUUAAGCAAUAUCAGGCACAAACUACCGGAAGAGCACCGCAUAGCUUUCUUCAAAAGUGUGAGAGACGAGCGCACACCGGAUACUCUGACUGGCCUUGUAAGGUGGCUAUACAGCCAAUUACUAUUGCUCGAUAAGGCCAAGCCUGCUCAUACAGAAGCACCAACACCGUACAAGAAUGACAAAACCAGUAGAUCGUCUAACUCUGUCACCUAUAAUCCAUCUCCGAGACAGCAUGGUAAGGGCUCUCGUCCCGAGGUACCCAAGUGUGUAUUGCACCAGGAAUCAAAUACACACUAUCUGAAAACUUGUAACAAGUUCCGGGGACUAGAUUUGAAGGAGAAACAUGAUCUAAUGAGAAAACACAGUAUCUGCAACCGCUGUGGACAUAACAACUGUGGAGCUGGGAAACCCCCGUAUGAUCUUAGUUCUUGCCAGUUUGUUUCUCCCUGUAGUAUCCGGACAUGUGGAAGUGAUGCUCAUUUCUCGGCCGUCUGUCCAGUGGUGUAUGGGAGUAAUGUAAGUUCUCCGAGCCAGCCGAGGGAUCCUCCAGGACAGUUCAACGCCAAUGCAAGAUCGUCUCGUCAAGGCCCAAAUCCGGUCAAUGUAACUACUGCCACAGGAACUCAACUAGGUGGUAUUCUCCCAACAGUUAUGGGCUAUCUUCGAAUUGGCAACACCCGUCAUUUGGUCCGCAUACUGCUUGAUGGCGGCAGCCAAGCAACCCUUGUCAGAGAGGGGAUCCUUCCGAGGAUGGAGCAUGAUAGAUAUCAAGAUCAUGAGCUAACACUGGUUGGUGGACACACGAUGUCACGUAGGUUGAGACUCAUUGAUUGUCACAUAGAGGACCUGGAAGGAAAACGGACUUACCCACUGACAAUGAUAGAGAUCGACAAGCCUUGUGGGAAUGCUCCAAUCAUUCAAGCCGACGAUCUGUGCCAGUAUGACCACUUGAGUGAUAUCGAGGUUAGCACUGCCCCUUCAAUAACCAUUGAUGUACUACUGGGGGUGGAUAACACCCAUCUCAUGAUCUGGGAAGAGUUCAUACGUGGUCAGAGAUCUGAUGACCCAGUUGCAGUUCGUUGCCCCUUGGGAUGGUUCAUCCAAGGAGGACAUUCAUCCAGUACCAGUCGACUUUCAAACUAUGUGAACGUCUCUGCUAUCGGUCCCAUAGAAGAAUUCAUCGGGCUAGAGACUAUGGGAUUGGAACCCAAGCGGUGCAGAUGUUCAUCAGACCUCCUAGACAGGAAUGCUACAGAAAUCAUGCAGCAAAGCAUGUCUCAACUUCCAGAUGGAGCCUAUGAAGUAGCACUUCCAUGGAGGAAAUCCCCUGAGAAUAUCCCAGACAACUAUGAGUAUGCCGUCAAGAGACAAAAACAUCUUGAGAAGCAAUUUGCUAACAAGCCUGAAAAGUGGGAGGUGUACUGCAAACAAAUGAGAGACCAGCUUAAGAGAGGCGUUUCUAGACAGGUGACCGAGGAAGAGUUGAGACAAGAUCGAGCUGCAGGAAAGAAAAUGUGGUUUCUUCCGCAUUUUGCUGUCACAAAGGACUCGUCUACUACCCCUGUCAGAGUGGUAUAUGAUGGGAAAGCACGAUUUCAAGGACAUGCACUUAAUGAUUACCUGAUGAAAGGGGAGAAUGCAAAUUCUGACCUUUUUGAAGUGGCCCUACGUUUCAGAGAACAGGAGGUAGGAGUCAUAGCAGACAUAAGCAAGAUGUACCAGGCUAUCAAAAUCAAGCCAGAUGACGCCAGGUUCCAUCGUUUCAUCUUUAGAGAGAAUCCUAGCCAUCCAAUGCAGGUGUUUGAGCUCACUACAGUAACUUUCGGGGACAAACCAUCUCCAACGGCUGCCAUCAUCACACUCCGACAUGUUGUCCACGAACAUGCACCGCAUGAUGAGGGACUGAAAGAAGUAGUCUCCAAGCAGUUCUACAUGGAUGAUUUGAAUGAGUCCGUACCUGACUUGAAGCAAGCGCUCGAACUCAAAUCGAAACUCACAGAGAUCUUGGGGAAGGGCAAGUUCAACUUACGCAAAUGGCAGUCCAAUGAGCAGGAGGUUUGCGAUGAAAGUGAAGAUACCAAGUCAGCUACAAUACUUGGCACCAGGUGGAAUCUGGAGAAAGACACUUUGAGCGUCAAAGAGGUGAGGCCUGACAAGGGUAUACCAACAAAGCGUAGCAUCCUGAAGCAGACAGCAUCCUACUAUGAUGUGUUUGGAAUACUGUCUGGGAUACUAGUUCGGCCAAAGAUCUUCCUUCAAAAGCUAUGGCAAUUGAACCUAGAUUGGGAUACACCCAUCAACCCCCAAGGAGAACUCUGUGCAGUUCUAGAUGCCAUAAACAAAGAUCUGGAAGAAGCAACAGAUGUUGAAAUACCAAGAUGCCUGAUCCCAGAGAAGUUCAAAGGAGUGAGACCGUUACCCGAGGUGUCAUUACACGGUGCAAGCGACGCAUCCGAAGACGCAAUGGGCAUGGGAGUGUGGCUCAGGUGGUCACACCCAGAAAGCACUGAAGCAGAGCUGUCCUUUGUAUGUGCUAGAGCAAGGCUCACACCUCUGAAGCAAUCGAGCAUGCCAAGGAAAGAACUACAGGCCAUCCUUCUGUUGUCGAGACUGAUGUGUACCAUCAAAGAUGCACUUCGCUUCAACAUAGCAUACUGCAAAAUAUGGACUGACAGCAUGACUGCCAUCAGCUGGUUAAGGGGUCAAUCUAAAUCUUUCCGUGCCUUUGUUGCCUACAGGGUGGGUGAGAUAACAACCAGAUUUGAUCCUAUCAUGGACAUCGCCUAUGUGCCAUCGGCCCAGAACGCCAGCGACUUGGUGUCUAGAGGAGGAACUGCAGCCGAGAUGAAGCGGGUGAUAGAUGGGCCUGAUUACCUAAAACUACACCCAUCGCUAUGGCCAAAGACACCAGAAAAUGUCCCGACAGACCCAAAGGACACCGAGAGGAAAAAGUUUCACACCCGGAAUGCAAAGUCAUUUGCGUUGAGUGUCAGUGCAGUGUGCAAGGCAUCACCAAUCAUUGAAGCUUCGAAAUUCUCCAGCUGGCCCAAGCUCAAGAUGGUGACUGCCAGAGUAUUGUCUGUGAGGGAUCUGCCAAAGGACAAGAGGUUGAAACAACUCACAAAUCAGAUUUCACAGUGGCCGUCCCGUAAGCUUGUACGAGAGGCUGAGUUAUAUUGGAUCCGUCACGCACAGAGAGGAAUCAAUUUCCAGGAUCCAAACAUCAUGAAGCUGGACCCAUUCUUUGACGACGAGACCCAAGUGUUCCGUGUUGGUGGACGAAUGGACCGCGCACCAGUAUCCUAUGAUGUACGGCAUCCUUACCUUCUCCCAAAGAAGAGCCACAUCAGCUGGUUGAUCGUCCAAGACUCCCAUGCUCACUCUCUUCAUGGGGGCCAUCUACGCACAGCCACUGAGGUCAGAAAAAAGUACUGGAUCGUGGGCGACACUGGCAUCUCAAGACGUGUUGUCCGUGCAUGUGUCAUCUGCAGAAGACACAGAGGUAAACCUGUUCAGCAGAAGAUGUCGGACCUUCCAGAUUUCCGAGUCGGUCGUUGUUCACCUCCGUUCCAGACUACCCUAGUUGAUUACCUGGGACCAGUGAAUGUCAAGUUGAGUCGAAACACUACUACGAAAGGAUAUGGUGCAGUCUUCACGUGUGCAGUGACGAGAGCUGUUCAUCUGACUUGUGUGCCCGACCUAUCCACUGAUGCCUUUCUACAAGCCCUUGAACGCUUUGUGAGUAUCAGAGGGGCUCCAUCCAUGUUGAUAAGCGACAAUGCAACCUGUUUCAGGGGAGCUGAUAAUACCAUAAACAAAUUGAACCUGAAGUUAGACCAUGAUCGAGUGAGGGAGCGCUGCCUGAGAUACUGUGCAGAGUGGCGAUUCGGACCUCCUGGAGGACCUCACCACCAAGGAGCGGUGGAACGAAUAGUUCAAGAGGUGAAGAAGGGAAUGCGACAUCUCGUCAAAGCUGACAGACUGACAUUUGCUGAGUGGGAAACAGUCUUUUCGCAGAUUUCCGGGCUCAUCAACAGUCGUCCCAUCACAGCUAAAUCCUCAUCACCGCUGGAUCAUCCACCAUUAACCCCAAACCACUUUCUCAUUGGAAGAGGAGACCUCUCCUGCCCUCAGAUUCCUUACGAUGACUUCAAAGGUGAUUUGAGAAAGCGAAGAGAAGUCUGCAACGCCAUGGUAGAUGGUUUCUGGAAACGCUGGAUGGAAUGCAUUCGGACACUCUCCCCGCGCCAAAAGUGGCAUCAAUCAACUGAGAACCUAGAAGAGAGCGACGUUGUACUCAUCAUUGGUGACAAUAAGGCUCGCGGCUCUUGGAAGAUGGCGGUAGUCGUGAAAGCGUACCCAGGGAAAGACGAUCUUGUGAGGAUUGUAGAUGUCAAAAAUGCGGAUGGUGUAAUCGCGAGAAAACCAGUGACAAAGCUCAUCCUCCUUAUGAAGAAGUCGGAGCGAGAUGAUUUAGAGUGACUCAAACUGAUAGAAAAGUUUUUCGAACAUUGACUUAUUAGUGACUUUAGGUUAAUGUCUUUUUUUUGAACCUUUUUCUUUUUUAGCCUUGACAGUUGAUUGUUCCCAGAAGAUGAAAGCACAUCGGAUUCCUUAUAUUACGAACUAAAGACUGUAAUUGAAGGACUGUUAAACGGAACACAAUUGAGUGUUUAUAUUCUCCGUUGAAUUGUGACAUCCCGUCACUUUUAAGGGGGUUGGAAUGUCAUGAAAUGACAUGUUUUAUCUACAUGAUUUGUUUUAACUGUAAUUUAUGAUUGUUUUUGUUUAAGCGACUGGUCAAGAAACUACGUAACAUGGUAUCUUAGCAACAUUAAUUGAAGAAUUGCGCACUUGCAUUAUACACAGCAGUUUGCUAAUCGUCCGAGUUUGUUCGUAGCAGUUAUUUGCACCAGUAUGACUUCCAGACUUCAUUAUAACUCCUAAAGUUUCACCCUAUACUUGAAGGGUAACCAACACAGUUGUUGAAUAGUUUAUUAUUCACUACGUUUGUACACCACAAGAGAUUAAAGAAGGCAUCAAGAAUCAAGUUA